Striga asiatica is the source of this 3033-nucleotide messenger RNA. The record is from the annotation of a GenBank genome assembly. NCBI's taxonomy places the organism in Eukaryota, Viridiplantae, Streptophyta, Magnoliopsida, Lamiales, Orobanchaceae.
AUGGUUUAUACUUUGAGGAAUAGAAAUCACAAAUUAAUAUUUCUUCUUGAUUACCUUUGGCCCGAUGAAUAUUCACUUCCGCCGCUGUCACUGUGCUUCUUCUCGACAGUACACACGCUCUUGCAAGAACUAGGGCAAAUGGCCCCUUUUUUAUUUGAUAAGACCCAAGAGAGGUAUUCAGCUGCAAGGAGUCCAGACCCAAGAGUUGUAUUCGGAACAUCUGCAAGGAGACCCGACAUGAAAAUGUCACUCAUCCAUGUUGCUCUUCUGGUGGCCGCCUCUCAAAUUCAAUUGGAUAAUAAUCCCAAUCUUCUGAUUCUUCAGAAAUCUUUGCUUAUCCACGAAAAGCACGCAUUAUUAUCAUCGUCUAACUAUCUCGGCUUCAUGCCUCAACUCAUGGUCGUAAGAGCAUCGUGCAAUGACUUGUUGUUCGUGUCCCCCGAUACCCGUUUUUACCGCGGCCGUCAGAGGGUUUGGAUUAAUAUGCAAUAUAAGAACUCUUACGAGGUGGUACUUCUCGACACGAUUAGUUUGCUUGAUGCAGAAGUCGAUAGAUAUGAACAAACAGUGUGGGUGUUUUGCUCUGAGUCGGGGCAAUGGACCAGUUAUUUCUUGUUGGUGCCUAGGCGCCCAACAAAGGACUAUCCCCUCAUCGCCAAUGUUGUUUCGUGCAAUGGGAUUCUGUACUGGAUGGACGGUGUAUAUAACUUCAACCGCAUUGUUUCUUUAGAUUUGGCCGAUAAUCGGUGUGCCGUAAUCUACUUCCCGGACAUUGUGCGUGAAAACACCACCCGUUACACGCCCGACUCGAGGGUCCACAUUGGUGCCGUGAGGGAUGAGUUGAGGUUGUUGCACGUUUUGAGGGCCGGGAAAUGCUUCGUUGUGAGGGUUUGGGAAUUGGACCGUGGGGACGACACGUGGGCAUUGGUUGGCGGGAGGGAGUUGAAGUUUUCGGAUGCCGUCACUGCUGAUGGUGACAGAAAUACUGUGGUGGCAGCUGUUUUUCAUCCGAAAGAUUGUGAUUCGAUUUUUGUCAUAUGUGGAAAGAGCGUUUACAAGUGUGGGGUUUCGAAGGACACUUGUCGCAGGCUCGGUGAGCUUCGGGAAUCUAUAGGCGACGAGGGUCUUGCGUCCUUUGUUCUCAGGCAUCCACCUUGGCCCACGCCAAUUCCAUUUGGGUUGAGAGCAAAACGGCGACCAAGCAGCCCAAGGUCGUCGCUACUUCUGGUCACGCAGAAUAUGCAGAUUCCACUUUUAUAUGCUGAUGCGGUUAUUGGCAUCAAUGGUUCAAAUAUUAGUUACAUUCUUCGUGCUAGUGGUGCAACUAUCAUAGUGCAGGGAUCUAAAGGUGUUCCUGAUGAGAUGACUGUGGAAAUAAAUGGGUCUUCAGCGCAAGUCCAAACAGCUCAACAAAUUCGCUUGCCGAGGCCAUUAGCAGUGGGUAAAAUCCUGGCGGAGUGCCAGCAAGAAGUCAAGGAUAUAAUCCUUAUGCAUCAUCUCAUGGUCAUCAGCAUGGCUACAAGCAAACUGGAGGAGACUAUAAAUAUGACAAAGAGUUUCCCUAAAAUCAACUCUGAGGAAAAAGAAGAGGAGUCAAGCGUUAUGACGAUCAUAGACCCGAGAGUUGUAUGGGGAAUAUCUGGAAAGGGACCAAACAUGAAAAUAUUACCCAUACAUGUUGCUCUUCUGGUGGCCGCCCCGCAAUUGGAUAAUAUUCCCAAUUCCAAUCCCAAUAUUAUGAUUAAUCAGGAAAGCGGUAGUAAAAGGGGGAGGACAAGCAUUGAGGUCUCUGUUGACAAUGGACUCGAAGUUUUGCUGUCUAAUGUCGGUGAAGACCUAUUGUCGGAGAUCCUUGUUAGACUCCCGAAUUGUCGAUGUGUUAUCCAGUUGAGCUCUGUUUGUCGGCGUUGGCAUGUGUUGAUCUCUCAACCGCAAUUCAUCCCUAGCUUCAUCCGCCUCCAUCAAGAUCAAGAUCAAUCCUACACCAUUCUUUUCCGCAUGAAUUAUACUUCUCAUAUUCAUGAGACCCCAGAGUACUUUCAAUUGGUUUGCACUCUUUUCUCGGAGGAAUCUUUGCUUAUCCACGGAAAGCAUGUACUGUUAUCGUCUAACUAUCUCGACUUCAUGCCUUCACUCAUGAUCGUAAGAGCAUCGUGCAAUGACUUGUUGCUCGUGUCCCCGGAUAAGUAUUUUUUGGAUGGCCGUUUUCGCUACCACCAUCAGAGGUACUACAUUUGUAACCCGGUGACUAAAAAGUGGUUUCUCAUUCCUAGAGAAACCCCUCUUGGAACAAGGGCAGGAUUUGCACUAAUAUGCAAUAAGAAUUCUUACAAGGUGGUACUUCUCGAUAUGAUUGGUCCGGCUUACGCAGAAGCAACACACAUUGUUGAUACAUAUAAACAACCAGUGUGGGUGUUUUGCUCUGAGUCGGGGAAAUGGACCAGAUCUUCCUUCUUGCUUCCUGCUCGCCUGGACUAUACCGUUAUCGCCAAUGUCGUUUCGUGCAAUGGGAUUCUGUACUGGAUGGACGGUUUCAGUAACUGUGACCGCAUUGUUUCUUUAGAUUUGGCUGAUAAUCGGUGUGCCGUAAUCUACUUCCCGGAGAUUGUGCGUGAAAACACCACCCAUUACUCGCCCGACUCGACGGUCCACAUUAGUGCCGUGAGGGAUGAGUUGAGGUUGUUGCACGUUUUGAGAACUCAAAACGGGCCGGGCCCAAAAUGCUUCGUCAUGAGGGUUUGGGAAUUGGACCGUUGGGACGGCCCGUGGUCUUUGGUUGGGGAGAGGGAGUUGAAGAUUUCGGAUGCCGUCAGUGCUGAUGGUGACCGGGAUACUGUGGUGGCAGCCGUAUUUCAUCCGAAAGAUUGUGAUUCGAUUUUCGUCAUAUGUGGAAAGAGUGUUUACGAGUGUGGGGUUUCCAAGGACAAGUGUCGCAAGCUCGGUGAGCUUCGGGAAUCCAUAGGCCACGAGGGUCUCGCGUCCUUUGUUCUCAUGCAUCCACCUUGGCCCACGCCAAUUCCGUUUGCGGUUUAG